CGCUCGGUCCGCGUAUCAAAGAUCAGGCCAUCGAGAAGUACAAGACAAUGAUCUGCGGCGCCUUCCGGUGCGCGUCGUUGGACACGAAGAGAGUGUUGUCCACAAUCUGUGUCUACAUUGCGCUCCUCGACGACAAGAACGCUGUGACCAUCGGUCACGUGUGUAACGCCGCCGGCUGUACGACCGGCGACUUUAACCGUGUGUUCAAUCAAGUGAUCAAAGAGUAUCCCGAACUCAGACCCGAGAAGAUGUCCAUCGAGUCGUUGGUUCCGGUCGUGUUGAGUGAGGCCAACGUUGCGGUCAAUGAGCGAAAGAUUUUAGAGGAAAAAGUGCUGAAGAUCUUGGAGUUGGAGCGCGAGUGUUGGCUGAUAGAGGGCCGGACACCGGUGCACAUCAUAUACGCGGCCGCAUACCUGGCCUGGAAGUCCCUUAAGCCGUACGAUCGCCGCAAAGUGCGAUUACCCGAGUUUUGUCGACAGAUGGACAUC
Messenger RNA from Medioppia subpectinata, 488 nucleotides. NCBI's taxonomy places the organism in Eukaryota, Metazoa, Arthropoda, Arachnida, Sarcoptiformes, Oppiidae. The record is from the annotation of a GenBank genome assembly.